CUUGUUUUCUUCGUUUUCUACACACGCAUACUGUAAAUUAUUCGUCUGUCGUCCGUCGUCGGAUGGAGUCGGUUCCGUGAUUUUAGUUCUUUUUAUCGGGAUUUCAAGUUUUAUCUGUAGUUUGGAUUUGAAAGAUUUUAUUCUAGAAACCUGCUGUAUAGUUCCGUAGUGCCCAAGUGUAGUGUAUCGCAGAAACGCCAGUGCCAUUCCGGUAUCAAUCUGUCUCCUGCCCCACCGCAAAGGUGCAAUCGUGAACUGAGGUUGUUCUGCUUGUGUGGGGACAAACUACCGUGCGAAGAUGACGAACCAGAAGAAAAUGGAAGGCUUGCGAGCGGAACACCGAGCUAUCUGUGAGCAGCUAAACAUAGAUGCCCAAACGGAGGAACGGUCCUGGAACUAUUUCCUUGAUGUUUCCAAAACGUACAAUCUAGAUGGCGACCAGCUUCAUUGGAUGUGCUGUUCUCUCUAUGUCACGUGUCGACAGGCCGUUACCCCCACCGUAGGUAACACAAAUUCCUUGCUGCAAGGGAAUUGUAUUUCGUUGACGAGACUUCUCCGAUUGUGCAACAUAAACUUAUACGAGUUCUUCAGCAAAAUCAAUCAAUGGAUAGGGAUGGCAUCUUUACCGGAAAAAUAUCGCGAUGCUGUUGGUCACCUGGAGCAUAGCUUCGCUGUAUCGAUGUCUAUCCAUGGCAAGUUCCGCGAGGUGUAUGCCAACAUGUUUCUGCCUCCAAACGCGGAUGAGCAAAAGCGUAGCAAAAAAUCAAAACCCCAACCGUGUAGUUCCUAUCAGCUGUACGAGUUCUGCUGGACACUAUUCAUCUGCGCUAAGGCGGAAUAUCCAGAGCAAAGUGUAGACCUGGUCACGUCCUACAACAUGCUGCUGUGUUGCUUGAAUCUUGUCUACGCCAAUGCGAUAGCCGAUGGCAGAAGGGAUUUAGUAAAUCCUAAAUUCCAAGGAUUGCCGGAUGGCUUUUUCAGCAAAUCAGCCGUCACUGAGGAACCGGUUUGCAUAGUGGAUGCAAUAUGUGAGGAAGGUUCCGCGCCGGAUGUUAUGCACACAAUGAACACCUGUUGGAAGGAUCUUAUUGAACAGUUAUUCCAGAGAAAAGUUUUGCGAGGCGAUCCAAACAGUUUCAUGAACCUCAUCUCGUUGACUAGCUUCGACGAAAACAUGAAAUCCCUCAACAAUCGCUACGACACGUUUAUUCUCAGUUGUGGCGAAAUCGAUGAACGGAUCGUUCUGACACAUCCCAUAGUAGAGAACACACUCGAUUCACGUGUCAAAUACGAACCUUCGGUGUCCUCAACAUCGUCCGUGAAAAUUCCCUUGUGCCAACAAACACCGCUUAGUGGUCGUAGUCGCAUCAGUAGUAAUGAGUCCAAUCAGUUCACACCAAUAUCUACCGCAAAUGCCUCGGUUACCAAACUGCGCUCAAAACUGAUGGGCUACGAGGGCGAGCCACAAAGCUCUCUGAGAGAGCUGUUUAAUAGCUGUACACCGGACCCCACUGCUAUAGUGAAGACUAGAAUUGCAGCGGAAAGGGAGAAUUUUUUCGCCAAAAUGCGAGGACAAAAUUGGAGUCAGACCUCUAUGGUAGCAAAGUUUCACAUGAUUGAAGCAUUGUACUACAAACUACUUGAGAAUAUUAUACGUGCAGAGUUGAAACGUCGCCCCAGCAGCGCUGUGAAGGCUUUUUGCAACGAAGACAUGGUUAACAAGACGCUUCUGGUGUGCUGUGCCGAAAUUGUCAUCUAUGCUCACAAUUUGCAGCAAAACUUCCCAUGGAUUUUGAAUGUUUUCGACAUGUCGCCCUCUUACUUCUACCGGAUCAUCGAGGUGGUGAUUUUGAAUCACAACGACUUGCUGUCGAGAGAUGUUAUAAAACAUUUGAAUAGUAUCGAGGAACAAUGCCUGGGAUCGUUCUGCUGGGCACGAUCGUCUCCACUAUGGACGAAAAUGGAAGCCAUCAGCUACAAAGUUCCCACCAGCCAGGAUGUGGAAUCGUCGACGGACUUGUCCGGUAUUACACCCCACAAACCUGGCGACGGGGCAAUUAUGAUAAACGGUCAUGCAAAACUGGAGUCGACACCGUUGGCAUCGACGGCCACCGCAGUUGCUGGUACAUCUCAACGAAAGAUUCCCAAUCCAGAUUCUGCCAAGAAGCGCCUGUUCAAAAUGAACGAUGACGAAGCGGAACCUGUCUCGUCCAGUGAGGGUUCGGCGGAAAAGAGAAAUCAAUCGACAGAAACCAAUGGACUCCGCAUGAAUUUAUCUCAGACAUUCCAAUCCACCCUUGGAUUCAAUUCACCGCAGAAGCUUUCCGUCCCGAAUGGUUCCCUUUCGAAUUGUAAAUCUCUUAAUCUUUUCUUCAGAAAGUUUUAUGCGCUGGCCGCCGUUCGUAUGAGAGAUUUAUGUAGUAGAUUGAAUUUGACUUUGCCAGACAUCCAAAAGCAAAUAUGGACCAUAUUUGAGCAUUCGAUUGUGCACUGUACGAAGGAACUAAUGUGCGAUCGGCAUCUGGAUCAGAUACUGAUGUGCGCGAUAUACGUACUUGUUCGAGUUCAAAAGUUGAACAAAACAUUUGCCGAUAUCAUGAGAAAUUACCUCAACCAGCCCCAAGCUAACAGUGAUAUGUAUCGUAGUGUUUUCAUAACGCGACGUACGCCGGAGGAAAUGGAAAAGCUUCGACAGCAACAACAUGGGACUAGUGGCAAUGGCGAAGUCGAAGGAAACCGGGUGGCACCGGCUGAAUUGGCCGGUGUUUCCGUGCAGCACGACGGCGAGGAACGCGGUGACCUUAUUAUGUUCUACAACACGGUGUAUGCGGUUGUAAUGAAGGACUUUGCCUUAAAGUUUGGCAAUGUGGAUGAACAUGAUCUUCUGUUGUCACCGCCUCCGAAGACACCUAACCGAAGUGUGUUGCUCUCUCCGAAGCAGAUCGAUGGACGAAUAUCACUGUACGUCACCCCAAUGGAACGGAAGAUUGAUCUGAAGGAUUCGCCCAACUCGUUUACGUUCAAUUUUCAUCGCAGUCCGGCAAAGGAUCUAGAAGAAAUCAAUCGUAUCGUGAGAAGUAGCGGCAUUGGCAGUUGCAAGCGCAGCCUGAGUGAUCCUGACUCGUACGACCCUACCGGUUUGCCCAAAACGCGCAAAUGCACCAAAUGGGACAAACUUAUUUCCGAUCGGCAACAACAGGAGACUAAUAAUAAUGCUAAGUAACUUUUUAACGAUUACGCAAAGUAAGCUGGAUUAUGUUUGCGAUCGCAUUCGGCUUAGAUUACGACGGUAAACGACGUAUAGAAUUGUGGUUUUUUUCAAAUUGACAAGUGUAGAUUCGUUACCUGACAGUGGACGAAGAAUAAGUUCAAUCGUGUAGAACUUUGACCAUUUUAAUUGUAUUUUUUGAAUGUUAUGAAAUUGAAUAAUGCUAAUACGAUUAGGCCUACACUUUUUAAGUAAGAUGCAUUAGAUUCUACUGGAUCAAAAUUAUGUGUACCAUUAUAACGGAUUGAUAAACCUUUCUCGCCUGAUUACACUCGAUGUGAUAAUAGUUUUCCAAAGUUACAAGUUUCAUUGAUCUCAAAAUCGAGUCAUUUUAUUUAAUUAUCGUAAUCUUUUAUUUAUUGAACAGAAAAUAAGACCGAUUUUUUUAGUUAAAUUAUUUUAUUUGAAAACUUGUUUACGAUGUCAGCCAGCACCCAAACAGUACCUUGUGCAUUGCGGAGAGCCCGCAUUGCUGCUGUCGUUGCUGAAAUAUUCUAUGCGGACCAUCAAACAUUUCCCACAUUCGCUCGUGAGAGCCUAUCCUUUGAAAAUUUUUAUUAAUUCAAUAGUACAUCGGGUGUGAUUGGGUUGUAUGUCGAACUGUCAAACAAAAAGAAUAUUUGAUUUCUUCCUAUAAAAAACCAGACCAGUCCCAGUUAUACCUUCGCCAAAUUUCAGCCUUGUGAUCGCGUUUAAAUUUGUUGACUAAACCUAAACCGGAAUGGUUAAAAUUACUGACACUCGUAUGUUUCGCUGUAGAAAUACGAAAACAGAGCCGGGGAAUUCCGGCCAUAAAUUAUCAUAUCCAUAUUUUUCCAGCAAACCCACGAGUGUUUGAAAUUUGAAUCUCACGGUACCGUGCGAGACCCAUAUUCGGUACAUUUGGAAAGUUUUCCUCUCCAGCUCGCGCCAUAUCAAAAUAAUCGUGCAAUAAACUAAUAUCAUUUAGGCAUCGUAAAAGUAUGAUAGCUCAACACAAAAAAAUAUGUUUUUAGAAUCGUGUGAGAUAGAUACUUUCCCAACAUAUAGGGUUGCAUACAGAACACAGCGCUGGCAAACGUGAUGAUUCAAUGAAGCAUGAAGAAAAUGCCCUAAUACUUGCAAACUAAUAAUUGGCACGAAUUCCAAUUUUUUCCGUGUACGUUUUUAUAAUUUUUAUCGAAUAUGGGCAGAAUGUGAUCCGCUCCAAAAUCGGUGACGCGCACGGUAUUUCCUUACAUAUUAUAUUAUUGUUAUUUUCAUUGAUAUUUAAUCGCUUAUAACUAUUAUUUUGGGUCGUUUAACAAACAAUAUUAUUUCAUUUUCAAAACAGAUUUUAAAUCUAUUCACUGGAUUUGUAUUCAAUUGAAUUUUUAUUUGGUAAAUAAUAAACUGAACAAAUAGUUGAUCCAAACAUAAAAAGGAUAAGACUACCCUAUUAUUGCUUAUGGCUUGCUCUAGUUUAGAUUAUUAUAGUAAAAAGCGAUUGAAUACCAAUAUGGUGGCGAGAUGGAAAGUCACAAUAACGUGAACAAAAAUACAUAGAUGCAGUAGAACUGUGCGGCAUUCGUAUAAUAUAUAACGUACCUAUUUACUCACCACAAAAAUGUAUAAAAAUAAGCAAAUAAUCAUGAUUUCGCAACUAA
Messenger RNA from Topomyia yanbarensis, 4893 nucleotides. Its product is annotated as retinoblastoma-like protein 1. Gene Ontology annotation, cellular component: chromatin; nucleus; transcription regulator complex. NCBI's taxonomy places the organism in Eukaryota, Metazoa, Arthropoda, Insecta, Diptera, Culicidae. The transcript is spliced from 9 exons. Gene Ontology annotation, molecular function: RNA polymerase II transcription regulatory region sequence-specific DNA binding. The record is from RefSeq and is a predicted model, not a curated record. Gene Ontology annotation, biological process: cell differentiation; negative regulation of G1/S transition of mitotic cell cycle; regulation of transcription by RNA polymerase II. The coding region runs from base 299 to 3223 and encodes 974 amino acids.